Molecule: messenger RNA, 1271 nt
Organism: Acaulospora morrowiae
Lineage: Eukaryota; Fungi; Glomeromycota; Glomeromycetes; Diversisporales; Acaulosporaceae
Source: the annotation of a GenBank genome assembly
CGAGUAAGAUUAUCGAAAAGAUGCAAAAUGAGAUCGCGAUGAGUAGUGCGGAAAACAUUGGCCGACGUAAAGUGGUAGUGCUUUCGAAACCAAUCGGUCCUCAUAAGAUGGAAGCAGCAAUACUAGCGUGUUUUGGCACAAAGGAUGGUGUUGGACUUGAUAACAAUGGCAGCGUAUCAUCACCACCACAAAUGUUGCAUUCUGCGCCGUACGACGAAAUUCAACAUUAUCAUGAUAACGCUUCGUCUGAGGACACGUCAUCUCCUCUCGAAACCCCCAUACUUGAACGAACUGACCCAUUUGAUAAUGUUUCCUCAUACUCGCAUUUUCGAACCAUACCACUGUUUCGUUCUACCACCAUGCCAAAUAUUCCACCAUCAACAUCACCACCACCUUUCGCCGAAAAAUUUCUAGCCAUACCAAAUCCACGACAACAAAGUUCACCAGGUUUGUCGACAUCCGUGCCCGAGAUGAAUGGUUUCCCGGUACCUUCUAUACCACAAAGAAUCGAUCCUCGUGGACCACGAAUACUCGUGGUUGAAGAUAACGCAGUAAACAGGAUGAUCAUAUCUAAUUUCCUAAAAAAACGCGGAAUUUACUUUGAAGAAGCCGAGAAUGGAGCAAUCGGCGUGGAGAAAUAUCGGAAAGCCUUGGAAAGAGAAGAAAUUGAUAUUGAUCUGAAAAAAGGAUUUGAUAUUAUAUUUAUGGAUAUCCAGAUGCCAGUGAUGAACGGAAAUGUAGCAACAUCUGAAAUUCGUCGGAUAGAAAAGGAAUACAACGAACGAAAGGGAAAAUUAAAAAAGAAAACGAUCACCGAAGCGAUAAGAGAAUUCAAAGUAAUUCCCGCCACCACGACAUUUUUAUUGAACUCGUUGUCUUCCGCAGGAUUUCCGUCAUCAUUAUUAAAUGGCGAGUCUGUCAACACUGAAGACAAUACCACCGAUCCUUCGACGUCAACGCAAAAUCGAUCCUUAAUAUUUGCACUGACUGGUUUGGCUAGUGAUGAGGAUAAAUAUGUUGCAUUUGAAAGUGGGGUUGACGGAUUCUUGACCAAGCCUGUUAGUCUAAAGACGUUGGAUAAAGUGAUCAAGAGAUGGCAUGAGCUUGAAGAAUUCGCUACGCAAAUUCCCGCUGAUACAAUAUCAUCUUCAAUGGAUACAUUAAACAAAGAUAGAAUAGAGAAUGAGCAGGAAACGAAAGAUGGUAAAAAAGAAGCACAAGAACAGGAGGAGUUCAGAAAGAAAGGCAUAGUAAGUAUGUGCAACUGUUAG